Phycodurus eques (leafy seadragon) is the source of this 2895-nucleotide messenger RNA. Its product is annotated as gastrula zinc finger protein XlCGF57.1-like. The coding region runs from base 126 to 1928 and encodes 600 amino acids. The transcript is spliced from 2 exons. The record is from RefSeq and is a predicted model, not a curated record. Lineage: Eukaryota; Metazoa; Chordata; Actinopteri; Syngnathiformes; Syngnathidae.
AAGAAGAGGAAGACAAAUAGGAUCUCGCGAGAGUCAGCAGGUAAACAUAAAAAGAAAAAAGAAAAACUAAUCGUGUGGGUGAGAACGUGACUCAUGCGAAGAAACAACUUGCUUCUAAUAGAAUUAUGGCGUUGUACGAGAAGGAACUUUGUCGAGCGGGAGAGGACGAUGAGCGUCAUCCACAGCAACUGGAAUCUGCUCGCAUGGUGCUAAACAAACACGCCCAAGACAUCCAGCAGCUGAUGGGUCAUCAGGUUGACAUUUGCCCUCAGUCGCAUGGGGGAAGCUCCAAUUUGGGGCAGGACGAAUCACAGCCCUCCCACAUAAAUGAAGUCGACGAGGAGGAGGCCGAUGUUAGCACGUUGCUACUGACUGGUGUCUCUGUGAAGAGUGAAGUCGAGGAGAAAGAUGAGGUUCCACCGCCUCCCCACGUUAAAGAGGAAGCGGACCCUCAGCCCCUCUGCAUUAAAGAGGAGGACGAGGAUCCUGAGUGUUCUCACAUUAAAGAGGAACACACGGGUCCUCAGUCCCUCCACAUUAAAGAGGAAGAGGAGGAUCCAGAGUACCACCACGUCAAGAAAGAAGACAUGCAGGCUGAUUUCUCUGUGAAGAGGGAAGACGACGACCCACCUGAGUCAUCUCAGCUUCAUUAUCACAGUCCAAGUGGAGACCACUGUGGAGGACCACCACCCAACAACCUCUUAGCUCCGCUGUCAGACAGUGACGACAUAGAAGAACGUUUGAGGAGGGACGCAGACUGUCAAGGUGACGACAAUGAGUCGACAUGUUCUGAAAUGGAAAGCUCUCAUACAUGCAGGAGUCGUCACUCAUUUAAAGAACAUUUCAGCUGCACUGUUUGUGGUAAAAGAUUUGCUCGAAAUGGAAAUAUGAUUAGACACGUGAAAACACACACAGGUGAAAAACCAUUUAGUUGCUCAACUUGUGGUAAAACCUUCUCUCUAAGGCAUCAUAUGGUUUUACACAUGAGAACGCACACAGGUGAAAAACCUUUUGGAUGUUCUGUUUGCGGUACAACAUUCGCUCAUGAAGAAAGUCUGAAAAUACACAUGACAAUACACACUGGUGAAAAACCCUUUAGCUGCUCAACUUGUGGUAAAACCUUCUCUCGAAGGCAUUAUAUAGUAUCACAUAUGAAAACACACACAGGUGAAAAACCCUAUAGCUGCUCAACUUGUGGUAAAACCUUCUCUCAAAGGCAUUAUAUGGUAUCACACAUGAAAACACACACGGGUAAAAAACCCUUUACUUGCUCAGUUUGUGGGAAGGCAUUCUCUCUAAAGGAAUAUAUGAAAUCACACAUGAAAAGACACACAGGUGAAAAACCCUUUAGUUGCUUAGCUUGUGGUAAAGCAUUCGCUCACAAAGAAACAUUACAAUCACACAUGAGAAUACACACAGGAGAAAAACCCUUUAGUUGUUCAACUUGUGGUAAAACUUUCACUCAAAGAUCAAAUCUGAGAACACACAUGAGAACACACACAGGUGAUAAACCCUUAAUUUGUUCAACUUGUGGUAAAACAUUCAAUGCAAAGCAAAAUUUGGAAAAACACGUGAAAAUGCACACAGGUGAAAAACCCUUUAGUUGCUCAACUUGUGGUAAAAGAUUCUCUCGAAAGGAUUGUAUGCUGUCGCACAUGAUAAAACACACAGGAGAAAAGCCUUUCUGUUGCUCAGUUUGCUGUAAAACAUUCUACCGGAACGACAAGCUGCAAGUACACCUGCGAAAACACACAGGAGAAAAACCCUUUAGUUGCUCAGUGUGUGGAAAAAGAUUCUCGCAAAAGGCACACCUGGCUAUACAUAUGAGAAGACACACAGGAGAAAAACCCUUUAGUUGCUCAGUGUGUGGGAAAAGAUUCAUUCAAAAGGUAAGCCUGGUAAGACACAUGAAAACCCACAAAAGCUGAGCUCAUACAGCCAGUUUGACUGUGCACAUGUGAAAACACAAUUCAGAGAGAAUCCUUUUCCAGGUACGGUGUUGGCACACCUAUCCUCACAAUGUCCGUUUUCCUUGAAGAGGUCACUUUAAAACUAUAUUUUUUACUAAUGUCUGGCAUUCCUCCUCUGUCGCCAAUCAUGAAAAUCGCAAGAGGACAGAAAAAUGCCGACGUCACUCUUAAGACAAGUUUUGUGAAUUUGAAAUCUGAUUGGAUUAAAAAAAAUAAAAUAAACUGCCAUUGCUAAUGGUGUCUAUGUGUCAUGGGCCAGCACUCCUGAUUCUGAAGGCUCUGGGCAGAUUACAUUGACAUAGCAACACAUAGAAGCUGAAAUCUGAUUGGGCAAAAAAAAAAAAAAAAGAAAAUCUAACAUACACACUACUGGAAGCUGGGCAGCAAAGACACACUAUGACAUGAAUACAAUGGACUAUUGGAAAUAAAUGAAUACAAUUGAAUGCGAGUUGUAAAUGGAGGUCAGUGCUUGUGAUUGUGUUUAGGCCAGCAAAGCGGGCCUUGCUGGCCCUGACUGUAGACAACUGGUUGGAGUCCAACCCUUACUGGAAACGAAUCCGACUUACUGCCAAAGUCUGACAACCAAUAUAUUUUUCUUUAUGUACUGAAUUCCAGUCCUGAGUCAGUAAAUUAUUUUUUAAUGCAUCCAUGCCUCCGCCAUCCUAACUCACCUAUUGUGUGUUUUAUUAUCUUGGUUGUUUUUGUUAUAUUUGCAAUCAUAUACAGUACUGUGAAUACGGGAAAGCGGUCACUGAAGAUAAAAUACUCAUCAUAUUGUUAUCUAUGACAUUAGUGAAUGUAUUAUCUAUUAAUGCUUCACAAUGAGAAGUGAAUAAAUUGAUUCUCCUGGAUCUGGUAAUUCUGGGAUAGAGGUUGAGGCUAUGUACUGCUUGGGUUUAGAUCUAUGUUGUGUAGUCACUGCAGA